AUGGAAUUGCCUGAUUUUUCUAUGGCACAUAAGCUUGAAAACGUAGAUCUCUGUGAUUGUUCAAGUUUGAGGAGUGUUCAUCCAUCCAUUUUAUCUCUCCACACUCUUGUUAAAUUGGAUGUAGAUCAUUGCCAUGAAUUAGAGAGUCUUGAAAGUGAGACUCAUUUAGAAUCCCUCUCCGAUCUCCAAGCUAGCGGAUGUGGCCUCAAGAAAUUUUGUUUGUCAUCAAAUAAAUUGGAAACCAUAUAUCUUCGAGAAACUAGACUUGAAAUAUUGGAUUUGCCAAUCGGACGUUUCACAAAGCUUAGAAGUCUUUUAAUUCUUCACGGUGAAAGAUUGAGGAGUCUUCCAAUAAAGGAGCUGUGUUGCUUGACAAAUCUUACGGAGUUUCAGGUUCUUGAUUUCAAGCAGGAAAUUCACACAGAGGAGCUGCGCUCCCUUUUUUAUGCUUGGCGUAAUUUAGAAAUACUAUGUUUGGACGGAUGGAGUUACUUGUCGGAAAUCCCUGGCAAUAUCAAGUGCUUAACAAGGUUACAAAAUUUAUCAUUGCAACGUAGUGGUGUAGAGACAUUGCCACCUUGCGUCAGCCAUCUUUCAAGCUUGACAGGCAUUUACCUAUUUGGCUGCAAAAGGCUUAAGUCGAUACUUGGACUUCCUCCCAUGCUUAAAGCAUUAGAUGCCAAUGAUUGCACUUUAUUGGAGACUGUAUCCUCUGACUCUCUAGUUUUCAGUCCGUGUUGGUUUCAAUUCAAAAACUGUGUAAAGUUGGAUGAGUGUUCGCUUGGCUUUAUUGAGGAAUCAACUCAUUUCUCACUGACUUCAGCUUGUGGGACUGCAUUUAAUUACCUUGAUUUAGCUCGUUACCCAGGAAACAGAGUUCCAAAGUGGAUGAAAUAUAAACAAAUGACAGAGGCUUCCAAUACUAUCCAAUUCAUGACAGAGGCUUCCAAUACUAUCCAAUUCACUUGCAAUCUUGAACGAGCAAUUGGCAUAUUGUUUUGUUGUGUUGCUCCUCAUCGUCAUCUCAGAUCACUGGGACAGCGCCCUCUCGUCACCUACCAUGUAUUUAUAUGGCCCAGGAAGGGGUUCCCAUUUGGUACUAGAACAGGUGAUGAUGUUAAGAUUUCAUGUGAAUUCUUUCUGGAAUGGCGGGAUCAUGGAAAGAUGUAUUGCAACCACAAAGUCCCUCUUGAAGCAUGUGGAGUACACGUAAUAUAUGACUCGGAGUCAGAGCCUGGGUCGGGUCAAAAAAGAAAGAGGGUUGCUGAUAUAGGUGUUGAAGAUGGAGUCCCUCCCACAAAGCGGCUCAACAAUUCUUGGAUCUCUCAACCUGCUCCCCUGGGACUGGCAUUGCAGUUGGGGUUGGCUACUACUAAAUCCAACAAAUCUCAUGAUAACUUCAUCUGUCACCCACUGCAACUCAAAUUUAUGCGCAAGAAGAAACAAGAGGACCCUUUGCAGCUCAAGUUAAAUAUAAAUUCUGACAG
Messenger RNA from Neltuma alba, 1487 nucleotides. Its product is annotated as disease resistance-like protein DSC1. The record is from RefSeq and is a predicted model, not a curated record. The transcript has 2 exons. NCBI's taxonomy places the organism in Eukaryota, Viridiplantae, Streptophyta, Magnoliopsida, Fabales, Fabaceae. The annotation marks the transcript as partial.